GUGCCUGACAAUAAGCCCGCAUUCAGCAAUCAUUGAGAAAAUGAGAAUACAAUUAUAGAUAAAAAGGGAUAUCAGAGCAGCAAACGGCCUCCUCUCCCCGCAAGCAUCGUGGUCGCCGGGCAAGAAUGUCUCGCCUGUGACCAAAAACGGCAUGAAACCAGCUGCAUUCCAACCUCUUCUUUCCAUCGAUGCUGCAUCUCAGCGCCGAUGCCGAGGCGACCAGGGCACUGCGCUAGGCCAUUCUCCAGCGCCGACACAAUGCUUGCCAAGCUCACAGUAGGCCUAGCGCUGUUUCUCCAGGCGCCGUCGCUGCCCCCCAACUACCGCAAAGUGCCGUGGCGCUCUCUUCUCUCGGCCCCCCCUGGCACUGGUUGCCCUAGCGCAUUAUGCGCAUGGCGGCCCAGUAUGUACUGUCCAUCACUGGUGGUGCCGCUGUCUGGACGCUAGCAGUCGACCCCUGCCCUGCACCAAGCUCUCAGCACACAAAGGCCCGCCACCCCGAAAAAAGAGUCCCAUGCGCUGUUAGCGGCUCCCCAGCACCCUCUCCAGCGCCCCCCAGCACAGGCACCUGGCAGCCACCCAGGCCCUCUUUUUCCCUCCGUCCCUUGGGCGCCCCCAAUAAAACCACAUCGUCGCCCAAGCUCCCCGUCCACUUUCCCGAGUCUUUUUUUUCCUUCUGCCCUCUGCUCUUUCUCCCUCACCUGCUCUCAUCUUGCCACAGGCUUCCCAUUACUUUACCCGCUUACUCUCCGACACUGAUUAAGCCUGAUUGCCUGAUUGCUCUGCAUCAUCAGCUUGCUAUCUCCAUCAUCACUUCCAAACAGAACUUACUUUCCGUUCCACGCGCCAAUAUGCUCAGCAAGGUUGCCGUCCUCGUCGCCCUGGCGUCUUACGCCACUGCACAGAUCCCCGACUACAAGAGCAGCUUGGACAUGCUUCAGGGGCUUGAUGUUAACUCGAUCGACCCUGGAACUCGCAACACCAUGUGUAUCGACCAAAUUAUCACUUGCGGCGUUCUUUGCAAUAACAACAACGACGCCAACACUUGUGACGAGACCACGCUCCAGUACACCUGCACUUGCUCUUCCAACCACUCUUCUCCCGCUCUUCAAUACUAUUCCCAGACUCUGCCCAACUCCGUUUGCAACUUGGUCACCUUCCCCAACUGUAUCAACAAGUACACCGAGGACCACAAGAUGCAAGAGCAGUGCAAGCCCAAGAUCCAGGAUGUAUGCGGCAAGGCCACCUUCGGCAGCUCCGCCAACCCUACCAGUGCUAGUGCCCCUUCUAAGACUAGCGGAACUAGCCAAGACGGUUCUACUGUUAGUACCUCUAGCAAGUCUGCGUUUGCUGCCCCGACUGCUAUCCCUCUGGGUGCCGCCGCUGCUGCCGGUGUCGUGGCUCUCUUCCUCUAAGCACUACCCGCUUGGCUCAUUUGACGCGACGCUGCGUGAAUGAAAUGAGAAUAUCUGCACGAGCGGCUGGUUUAUCACACUAGCCGUACCCAUUUACUUCUUUGUACCGAUUUUUAUGCCAGCCAGUACACUUAUUGCUUUCUUGCGCGACACACGACAUAAUACCUUGACGAAGCAACCGAAGAAAAAAAAAGAGAGAAAGAGAGAAGAGUCUGAGGACUACGACGCCAUGAGCGAGAGAAACCCUUAUGAUGAUUGAAUCUGUUUGUGGAGAAGGCCAGGACAGCCGCCUGCCGCUGGUCGUGUCGACGCAAUUGCACUAUACCCAUGUAUAUCCGUGCCAAUGCUCGUUCACGACGGCUCUGGCUGGCGAUUGGCGAUGUGUUUCGCAUCCUGGGCCGCUGAAAGGAGGCGAGUUGUGUUUUUAUUGAUUGCUUUUAAUUUUAUAUCCACCUUAUGCACCAUAGCAAGGCGAAUAGGAGUAGGACAGAUGGGCUGAGAGCCCUUUUUAAUUGAUACCUUGUAACAGGCACCCCACAUUGUUUAUUAUCGUGUAU
Molecule: messenger RNA, 1972 nt
Organism: [Torrubiella] hemipterigena
Lineage: Eukaryota; Fungi; Ascomycota; Sordariomycetes; Hypocreales; Clavicipitaceae
Source: the annotation of a GenBank genome assembly